UAAUAGGAGUGACUGCACCCCUAACUCUGGCUGCGCUGCGGACGUUUUUCUCGCCUCAAGAUGGAAGACCGAGACGCCGAGAGAGGAUUGCUUGGCUCCGGACAGGAGCCUCGUCAGCAGACCAUCCCGAGAGAGAUGGACAACCACCUCCCGGGCCUGGAGACUAGUACACCGUGUACAAUAGCCCCGUUCGGUAUUCCGCUCUACACGUACCGAGAGAUCCCGCCUUUUCUGAAGGGAAAUCCCUACAUCACGGAUGGCUACAGAGCCCACCUCUCCCCUGAACUCUGUGCUAAGAGCACCUUCAUCUGGUCGAACGAGACAAUAAACAUCUGGUCCCACCUCCUGGGGUUGGUCUACUUCGCCAUGCUACUCAUGGACGACGUGUUCGGGUUAUUGCCUCAGAACAACGCUCAGUUUGGAGACUAUUUCACUUUCACCAUCCUCAGCCUCUGCUUUCAGAUCUGCAUGCUGUGCAGUGCAGGAUACCACAUGUUCAUGUGUCAGUCAGAGUUGGCCAGUCGUCGAUGGCUGGGACUAGACCUGGCAGGAGUCUCCCUGGGGUUCUGCGGCUGCUACUUCCCUGGCUCUUACUAUGCCUUCUACUGUGACAAGUUCUGGCAGGUGCUCUACAUGACUCUGAUGUGUUUCCUGGCACUCUGCAGCAUAUUCGCACAGGCCCAUUCAAAGUUCCUGUCAGAGCACUGUCACUUCCGACGGGUCAUGCUGUACACUCUGAUCAUGUUUGGGGGUGUGGUCCCAGUCUCACACUGGUUCGUCAGUCACAACGGUUUCAACCACCCUCUAGUGCAGAUAUUGCUGCCUAAGAUUGUGGUGAUGUACGUCAUCACUAUUGCUGGAGGGACAUUCUACCUCUCCAAGUUCCCCGAGAAGUUCUUUCCUGGCAAGCUGAACUACCUUGGUUCCAGUCAUCAGUGGUGGCAUCUCAUGGUCGUCCUGGCCUUUGCCUGGACCCACCACAUGACCACUCUGGUCUUUCUCUACUGGUCUUCGCACCCCUGCCCUGCCACUCUGGUACCACUUGAAGACAGCACUAGUCGGCUACUCACUGUGGCACUGACUGACAGCGCCUGAUCACAUGAACUAGGUUGCAGCAAUUUUUACCAGGACAUUGUAGGGUUCCAACAUCUUUUACGUCUGUCAUUAUUUAUUUUUGAUUUUAUAGGAGUUCCUUAUAUACCUCCCUUGAUCUUUUCUCUGAACUUAAAUUUCAAAUACUGAGAGUAUGAUGACAGAGUGCGUAUAGCUAGCGCAUGCGCAGAAUAUCGACCUAAAAUGCUGAGCGCAGCACACCAAAGCAGCCAGGAUCGAGACAAGACUGAAGACCAGAGAAAGACAGAGAGAGAUCGAUCGCAAGGCUUUUCCCGCCGAUGAAAGUGUGAGGGAUAGUCGACCCUUGCUACCUCUUUGUGUUUGUUUCAUUGUGGAGUGUUAGUAAGCUGUGGCGCGCGCACAGGCUGGAAAGGGCGUGGUCGAGCGAGAGAGAUGGCGUGUGGGAGCGAGUGCAGUAGCACAGCGUUGUUCGACCAAGGCUUUCGCAAAUUGGGUGAGAAGGAUUUGAAGGUAGUGUAUCAAGCUCUUCAUCCCAUUGCCGCAAAAUAUGUAUUUCUUGGCAUACAAAUUGACUUAGAGAUGAAUGAAAUUAGAAGUAUCAAGAUGCAGUGUGGUACUGAUCCUAAAGAAUGCCUGCUUCAUGUUUUAUCACUUCGUUUAAAGCAGAGUCCAGCCCUCACAUGGGGAGAUAUUGAAACAGCACUCAGGUCAGAAGCUUUAGGUGAGCAUGAGCAAGCUAAUAGAGUAAAGAGAGAGUAUGGCCACCUGUACUAUAGGCUUGAUCCCAGCCUUCAGGUUACCUCAGACCAACAGCAUGGAGCAACAGAGAAGAAAAGAGUUGCAAGAAGCCAUGAUUUUUGUACAAAAGUAAGUGACGAACAGACGGAGAGUGUAACGGGUGAGGUAAGUGAAACAGAAAGCCACACGAACCCAUUAAGGGUACAGGGUGAAAAUGAUAGUGAAAAAAUGGCUGAACAAGAAACAGAGAAAUCUUCAGAAGGUUUGUCAAAUGUAGACCCAGAUAAAGCUGACACCUGCGGUUCUUCAAAAUUUAAGGAAAGUGGUGAACACAAUAUUUUUGAGCGGUUCUUUGGCCAACUCUGUUAUGAAGUAUCCAAUCCAGUGAAAACUGCAGCUCAGCUUCAGAAGAAAGGUCUUAUAUCCAAGACAGUAAUAAAAGACAUGCUAAUGUCUCCCGAAUCUCAACAAGCAAAGACUAUUAGUUUAGUUGAUGCAGUCGAUGAGACAAUAAAGUCAAAACCUGACCUUCUUUUUGUGUUCAUUGAAGUACUACUGGAGGAUGAAGACCUUCAAAGAGUAGGCAGAGAAAUGUCGAGAGAAACAGGUAUACUUCAUCCUGACAGAACCCAUGCGAGAUUACCCAACAUUCCCCUUCCAACUACAGAUGGCACAGGAAGAGGCACCAAAGAAACAAUGCCAACCACAGCUGGGAAUACUGUUCCACAACUUGGGAUUCCUUCACCACUGUUAGGUGAUGGUAUAUCACCAUCAAGUCAGUCU
Geodia barretti is the source of this 2595-nucleotide messenger RNA. The record is from the annotation of a GenBank genome assembly. Lineage: Eukaryota; Metazoa; Porifera; Demospongiae; Tetractinellida; Geodiidae.